Messenger RNA from Alternaria metachromatica, 1008 nucleotides. RefSeq lists its product as uncharacterized. The transcript has a single exon. Gene Ontology annotation, molecular function: oxidoreductase activity. The record is from RefSeq and is a predicted model, not a curated record. Gene Ontology annotation, cellular component: mitochondrion. Bases 1 to 1008 code for a protein of 335 amino acids. NCBI's taxonomy places the organism in Eukaryota, Fungi, Ascomycota, Dothideomycetes, Pleosporales, Pleosporaceae.
AUGGCAGCUACGAUGCGCGGAUGGCAGUUCAAGUCGGCAUCCGGACCCAUGGAAAAGAACCUCUCCAUUCCUUCCCCAGGCCUCCCGAUACCCACCAUCAACAAAGACGAAGUGCUCGUCGAGAGCCACGCGACAGCGCUCAACCCUAUCGACCACAAGAUCCUCGAACUCGGUCUCAUCACGCGCCUGAUCUUUUCUGGGUUGACACCUGGCUUGGAUGUAUAUGGCCGCGUCGCGAAAGUUGGCAGUAACGUCACAAGCUUCCAGGAGGGCGAUAUCGUAUACGGUGGUCUUGUUCCGGGAGGCAAACAUGGCGCUCUAGCGGAAUACGUGCCUGUAUCGCAGAAUCUGCUGGCGAAAGUACCACAAGGCCUGAAGGGAGACGACAUGGCGUCUAUGGCGAGUACGGGCAUGACAGUAUACGCUGGACUGAAACCGUAUGCUAAACCCGGCAACAAAGUCUUCAUCAACGGUGGCUCUGGAGGAACUGGUGUCCCCGCUAUCCAGAUCGCCAAGAUACUCGGCUAUCAUGUUACAGUGUCAUGUUCAGCGGCGAACAUCGAGUUAGUCAAGAGUCUAGGAGCGGAUACAAUACUGGACUACACAACAACACCAAUCAUCGAACAACUGAAAGACACCGGCGCCAUGUUCGAUCUCAUCUUAGACAACGUGGGAGCACCGGCGAACCUAUACCGUGCUUCGAGCGCGUUUCUGCGACCAGAAGGGAAAUUUGUUCAGGUUGGCAUUGGCAUGAACCUGAGCGCCGCAAUUCAAUUCUUCGGCAACAAAUUGAGUAGCUUGUUGGGAUGGGGAAAGAGAGAGUACAUCUUCGUUGCCGCGAAUGCGAGUACCGCUGUGUUCGAGCAGCUCGCGACGUGGAUGGAACAAGGCAAACUUCGCGCAGUUAUUGACUCUACAUGGGAAUUCUCGGAGGUGCCGAAGGCGUACGAGAGGCUGAAGACUGGAAGGGCAAAGGGUAAGGUUGUUGUGCAUGUGAAGGACGAUUGA